Messenger RNA from Lodderomyces pseudojiufengensis, 744 nucleotides. Its product is annotated as protein-lysine N-methyltransferase. Gene Ontology annotation, molecular function: protein-lysine N-methyltransferase activity. The record is from RefSeq and is a predicted model, not a curated record. Lineage: Eukaryota; Fungi; Ascomycota; Pichiomycetes; Serinales; Debaryomycetaceae. The transcript has a single exon. The coding region runs from base 1 to 744 and encodes 247 amino acids.
AUGAGCGAGUUUGAUGAUGAUGAACCAAUAACUUUAUCAGCUCAUGCUUUAGCGGCAUUACAAGAGUUUAAAACUGAAGAGAAAACAAGAUUAGAAAAAUUUGAACAAUUAUAUCAAGAAUCAGAAGAUAAAUUUGAUCAACAACAAGCACCAAAGAAUAUAACUAUUGAUGAUUUUAAAGAAGAUUGGCAAUUAUCUCAAUUUUGGUACUCAGAUGAAACUGCAAUGAUACUAGGGAAAGCAUUAUUAGAAGGUGCUGAUGAAGAUACUGUUGUGGUUAUAGCAUCUGCUCCUUCUGUAUAUGCUGCAAUAAAACAAUUACCCCAAGAUGAAGUACCGACAAAACAUAUAUACUUAUUAGAGUAUGAUCCAAGAUUUAAAGUUUUAGCAGGUAAUGAACAUUUUAGUGUUUAUGAUUAUAAUAAACCAAAUGAUAUCCCAUCUCAUUUAAGAAAUAAAUGUCAUAGAUUACUAAUAGAUCCUCCUUUUCUUGAAGAAGAAUGUCAAACAAAAAGUGCAGAAUCAGCUAAAAAUUUAUUAGUUAAAGACAAAACUUCAAAAACUAAAUCAGGAGAUUUAAAAUAUAAAUUAAUAUCAUCAACUGGUGAAAGAAUGCAUGAAGUUGUUUUAAAGAAUUAUCCUGACACAAAGAUGACAGAUUUUUUACCAGAACAUAAAAACGGUCUUAGUAAUGAAUUCAGAUGUUAUGCGAAUUUCGAGGGAUUUUAUUGGAAAUUUAAAUAG